AUGUCUCUCAACCACUUUCUUGACUACGUUAAAGCCUUCAAUGCAAGGGAUUACAAGCUCCAACACAGUUUCUAUCACAAAGAUGUUACCCUUACCAUUCCCGAUCCUGAAAUUGGCACUCUCGCCGGCUCGGAUGGUAUCAUGAGCCAUUAUGCUACGGUACAUGCAAAUGCGAAAGAGACAGUUGUCCCGAUGUUCGUCUUAAUGAAUGAAAAAAGAAUUUUCUUCAGUAUGGAGACCUAUUUCGAUUACACCAAAGCCAUCGACAAUGCUGUACAUAGCCACAAAGUCAACCCUGGAGACGUCAUUCGAGUCAAAGUCUGGGCUGUUUAUGAGAUGCGAGAAGGGAAGAUGGCACAGAUCACUUGCAGUGCUUUGAGUGAUGAACUAUUGGGACAGGUCAAUGUAGACAUUCUGAUUAAGGAAAGUUGGGAUCGGGCGGAUGAUAAUGUGAAGGCUUACUGGAAGCCUGCAUCUUCGCUGUAG
Penicillium angulare is the source of this 486-nucleotide messenger RNA. RefSeq names its product nuclear transport factor 2 family protein. The coding region runs from base 1 to 486 and encodes 161 amino acids. Lineage: Eukaryota; Fungi; Ascomycota; Eurotiomycetes; Eurotiales; Aspergillaceae. The transcript has a single exon. The record is from RefSeq and is a predicted model, not a curated record.